Molecule: messenger RNA, 375 nt
Organism: Seminavis robusta
Lineage: Eukaryota; Bacillariophyta; Bacillariophyceae; Naviculales; Naviculaceae
Source: the annotation of a GenBank genome assembly
AUGCCUACUCGUCGUAAGGUGUAUGAAGCCAUUGCCAUGCUCGGAAACAUUGCUCUUCUUCAGUGGGCUCACGAUAAAGGAUUUCCAUGGGAUGAAGAGACGUGUGCUGCGGCAGCCAAGGGUGGGCAUCUUGAUGUAUUGAAAUGGUUGCGCAAAAAUGGUUGCCCCCGGCGUGUGGGUACUUGUAUGAAUGCCACUGAAGGCGGACAUCUCCAUGUAUUGAAAUGGGCACAUGAAGAUGGUUGCCAUCGGGAUGAAUACACUUGUGCAAAUGCUGCCAGAGGUGGGCAUUUAGAGUUGUUGAAAUGGGCACGUCAAAAUGGUUACCCCUGGAAUGGAUUCUUGUCCAUGUGCUGCCCGACAUGGUCAUUUUGA